UAGACUCUGAAUGUGACCAGAUAGACCCGUGCUGAGUCACAUCUGAGAGGCCCUGCAGCUUCCUCCCCUUGCUGGCGGUCCCAGAGCACACCCCAUUGCUCCUCCCUUCUUCAAAAGGAAGGAAAGUGUGAGCUCCAGCCCUCUGCGGAGUAAGAGCAGCCAAGAGGCCCAAGCCAUCAGUCCUCUGAAAGCCUUCCCCCAUCAGAGCUCUGCAGGGGACAGAUUGACUCACCACUAGAGUGUGCGGCCCGUGGUCCCUCCCCACCCUGCUGGGAUGGACAGUCAGCAGCACACCACCAAGGAGCCUGAGAUCGAGCUGUUUGUGAAGGCUGGUCUGGAUGGAGAAAACAUCGGAAACUGCCCCUUCUGCCAGCGCCUCUUCAUGGUGCUCUGGCUCAAAGGCGUCAAGUUCAAUGUUACCACAGUGGACAUGACCAGGAAACCCGAAGAGUUGAAAGAUUUAGCGCCGGGCACCAACCCACCCUUCUUGCUGUUCAACAAGGAGCUGAAAACAGACUUCAUCAAGAUUGAGGAGUUCCUGGAGCAGACCCUGGGUCCACCCACGUAUCCACACUUGAGCCCCAAGUACAAGGAAUCCUUUGAUGUGGGCAGUGACAUCUUUGCCAAGUUCUCAGCAUACAUCAAGAACCCACGCAAAGAAGCAAAUAUCAAUUUUGAGAAGGCUCUGCUGCGAGAAUUUCAGCGCCUGGAUGUCUACCUGAACACUCCUCUCCCAGAGGAGAUUGACCAGGACAGUGUGGAGGACAUCACCAUCUCCAAGAGGAAAUUCCUGGAUGGAGACCAUCUGACUCUGGCUGAUUGCAACCUCCUGCCCAAAUUGCAUAUCAUCAAGAUUGCAGCCAAAAAGUAUCGUGACUUCGAAAUCCCAGAGGACAUGACAGGUGUCUGGCGCUACCUCAACAACGCCUAUGCCUGUGAUGAGUUCAAUCACACCUGUCCUGCAGACGAGGAGAUCGAGCACACCUAUGCCAGCAUUGCCAGGAAGAUGACCUAACCAUAGGGUAGGGUGGGCUGGUGGCAUUGCCAUGGCUGAGCCCUCCGACUCUGCAGUCCUGACACAACCAAAACCAGCCAAUGGAGAGAUUGGAGAGGGUUUACAGCAUUGCUAGCUCCUGCCUUUCAGAAACAGCACCUUGCUUCACAGCCCCUGCCACUGCCUCCUCCUUCCCUUCUGCUGGCUGCAACCCCUGCACACCAGCAGUGCUGACCACAUGUACACACUGCUCCCAUCUGGAUGUAGCUGCAUCCCAACUCCCCGAAAACAUUUCUCACAGCCUAUGACUUUGUGUCAUAGGAAAAGCCGAGCACUAGCCUCCUGCAGUGGUGCUUUCAUGGAAGAGAUGAGACCCACAAAUGCCUAGGCCAUCCCAGCCUUCCCAUCCCCAUCUGGCAGCCCUGUGUGGUCCCAGCUAUCGUAUGCUUGUUGUGGGAUCCCAGUGCUUCCGCCGGGCUGGAGCUGUUUGCAUUCACCUGUUGCCAACCUGGUCAGCACCUGGGGCUGGCAUUUGGGCAGCCCUCUUCCAAGACAUCAGCUCCCUCUGAAGAUAUGGAAAGGCUCUGCCCUGGCAGCUCAUUGCAGUGAAAAAUUGUGCUCACUCUUGAGGGCUGAGAUAUGGGUCUGUCUCCCCAUAGGACGUGGAGGUAGGUGAGUGCUGGGGGUCAUGCCUGGUGCAACAGUGCCAGGACCAGCUAUGGGAGGAAACAAAGGGUCAGGGGACCUGCAAAGGGCCUGAGGAUAAAGGGCUGAGGAUCAGGGCAUCCCUCCCACGAUUGCCAGUGCCCAGGACUGCGUGCUGCCGGCUGCAAGGUCCCGUGUGGCUGCUCCCAGCUCAGAAGCCUCUGUGCCUUGCAGGACUCUGCAGAGGGUGCAGCCAAGCUCUAGCUCCAUAUGCCCCUAGUUCCCACCAACACCUCUGGCACCUGAGGCUGGGAGCAGCCACAGGGUAGUGCACAUGUUUAGUUUCCACACUGGAAAGCCCAGGAAAAACGACAGCAGCAGUUUGGAAAAGGUGUAGGCAGUGCCCCUUGGCUCAGCUUGCCCUCACAUCCUGUGUCACUGAUGCCCUCACGUCCUGUGUCGCUGACAUGAGGCAUCAAAGCUGCUCUACACAGCCAUGACAUCCUAUGUUCCCCCUCUGAUGCCUUCAGCUCCCCCAGGACUCCCACCAGAGCUUGGGAAUUCGGCCAGCCCUCCUUAACCAGCCCCAAGUCAAAUCAAUACUGUACAGUGGGCGUGGUGGGUUCUGUGGGAACUGAAUUGAGCAGAGCCCUCUCAGCCCUCACUGCCACUUUCCUCUUUGCACUAAAGGUGUGUCCUCACAAGCCUGUCUCAGAUAGUGCCAGGUUUGGGGACUGGAUUUGUUACUAAUGGGUUUUGGUUUGUUAUUUUUUAUAAACUAAGAACAUCAAUAAACUAUGUUUUAAUAUGC
Molecule: messenger RNA, 2450 nt
Organism: Prinia subflava (tawny-flanked prinia)
Lineage: Eukaryota; Metazoa; Chordata; Aves; Passeriformes; Cisticolidae
Product: chloride intracellular channel protein 2-like
Exons: 6
Coding region: 275-1015 (246 amino acids)
Biological process (GO): chloride transmembrane transport; negative regulation of ryanodine-sensitive calcium-release channel activity
Molecular function (GO): chloride channel activity
Source: RefSeq, a predicted model, not a curated record